Messenger RNA from Arabidopsis thaliana (thale cress), 606 nucleotides. RefSeq names its product Plant self-incompatibility protein S1 family. The coding region runs from base 32 to 454 and encodes 140 amino acids. NCBI's taxonomy places the organism in Eukaryota, Viridiplantae, Streptophyta, Magnoliopsida, Brassicales, Brassicaceae. Gene Ontology annotation, cellular component: extracellular region. The record is from RefSeq and is marked reviewed. The transcript has a single exon.
GGCUUCCUCAACAAAUCACCAAUUCAUUUCCAUGCUAAUCACAGUUCUAGUUAUCUUCAAAACAUCGUUAGCGUUUGAAAACUUUUCAUCUGUCGAUGGUAAUUUCCCGUUCUCACCUAAACAUGUUAUAAUCAUCAACACUUUGCACCCACAUGGAAAAUUAUACGUGCACUGUAGGAAUAAAGGGGAAGAUUUAGGGCUUCAUAAGAUAGAAUAUCGAGAACAAAUAGAUUUCAGGUUUCGUGUCAAUCUACGCAGAACAACAACAUACACUUGUAAAUUCUCGUGGCCAGGAAAUGAAAAGACGUUCGAUAUUUUUAGAGCGGAUAGAGACGAUAGUUCAAAAAGUACAAGUGGAAUAUGUAGAGAAUGUAUUUGGUAUAUUUGUGAGACAGGUCCAUGUCGUGCUAGACGCGAUGGAGGGGAUCCAUUCUGUUUUUCAUGGACAUCUUAGAGAUUGACUGGUAUAUCAGAUUAACAGAUGAAAAGACAAAUUAUGAAAUAUCGGAAUCAAUAAAAAGAUGGCACUUUUAAAUUGAAUAUAUAUGUUUUUUUUUCAAAUGCCAAAAAUUAAUAUUUAGUAGAUGAAUAAAGUGUCUUUAGUUU